Messenger RNA from Arvicola amphibius (Eurasian water vole), 915 nucleotides. RefSeq names its product neuropeptides B and W receptor 2 (gene Npbwr2). NCBI's taxonomy places the organism in Eukaryota, Metazoa, Chordata, Mammalia, Rodentia, Cricetidae. Gene Ontology annotation, biological process: neuropeptide signaling pathway. The record is from RefSeq and is a predicted model, not a curated record. Gene Ontology annotation, cellular component: neuron projection; membrane. Gene Ontology annotation, molecular function: neuropeptide receptor activity; neuropeptide binding.
AUGGAAAGAAAGGAUGCAAAGGACCUGGGACGAUGGUCAAAACUAGGUGGGCUCGAGGACAGAGAAAAGUAUAGGAACAGAGAAGAAAGGGGUGAAUCAGACAGAUAUGUGGACUCACACACAUUCAUAAGAACUUCUCAGAAACCUACUCAAGAGCAGCAGGAGAAAACAGAUGGCCUCAGAGAUAAAGCAGCCAGGCAGCCGGACAGAGAGCAAGCUGUGGGCGGUUGCCAUGGCAAGCUGGGCCGGCUAAAUCUGCUUGUUGCUCUAACACUUGGACCAUACUAUCCAAAAGACCCAAUGGUAUUUGAGGUGUCAGUGGCAGAUAUGGAUACUAUUUGGAGCCUGUGGCAGGCCCUUAUGAGUGGACCGUUCACUGUACAAUCUUGAGGAUUGCCUACAAACACCCAGAGAGUGGCCAAAGUUGUCGUCCUUUGAGUCUAGCUGGGUGUCACCAUCAGUCUGCCAUUCUUUUCCUUUGCCCAUGUCUACAACAAUGAGUUACGGGCACUCAGCUGUGGGCUAAGCUUUCCGAGGCCAGAGCAGGUCUGGCUCCUGGACAGCCACAUUUAUACAAUUUUUCUGGGCUUUGCAGUGCCUGAGUGCAUCACCUGCAUAUUAUAUGUAGAUCUACUGCCCAAACGACAUACCACGAGGCUCCACUCUGGUGCUAAGGUUCUGGUGAAGUCCAAGAGGAAGGUAAUCCUGGUCCUCACUGUGUUGGCUGUCCUUCUCUGCUGGAUACCCUUUCACCUGGCCUCCGUGGUGGCUCUGACCACACAUGGAAAUUGGCAUCUCCUAUGCCAUCACUAACUCAGUUAUGCUAACUCAUGCCUCAGUCCUUUCCUGUAUGCCUUCCUGGAUGACAACUUCUGCAGGAAUUUCUGUAUCAUAGUCCUACAUCAGGAGGCCUGA